Daldinia decipiens is the source of this 2614-nucleotide messenger RNA. RefSeq lists its product as uncharacterized. The record is from RefSeq and is a predicted model, not a curated record. Bases 1 to 2580 code for a protein of 859 amino acids. Lineage: Eukaryota; Fungi; Ascomycota; Sordariomycetes; Xylariales; Hypoxylaceae. The transcript is spliced from 4 exons.
AUGGGUGGUUCAUCGGCGGAUCCGACCCAGCGCGAGGCGGAUCAGCGCAUCAUGGACGCUAUGAUGAAUGAUCUCGGAAAUACUCGUCUUGAAGAACUUGCUAGAGAUACUGAUGAAGAUCGACGUCGGAGUCGUCAGACCUUCCAAGUGAACCGCCGUCCACUCUCGACGCAACGCGAGGAACGACCUUCAGCAAAUGACCCUGCUGCGGGCUGGAAGAAUGCAUUUAACGAGGGUUUGUUUAACGACUCCGAUUAUCAUGCGGUCAAAGAUCUUGACUCGCUCGAUGACGGGAAUGCCCAUCGCCUAAACCGAGUUGCAGCGAAACCGGGAAUCGGGGGCGGUGGGAAUCCUGCUGGCUACAACAGCCGGCCUCUGGCCUUUACUUCUAAGGGGAAUGUUCCGACAUAUGAUCCACUGAAUCCCGGUUAUUUUAAGAAGCCAAAACAGCUCUCCCAACCCCUUCCACCGGGACAUAGGGAAACUUCACUAGGUGGUAUUGUGCCACCUGGGGUUGAGGUGAGACGAUGGGACUCUAAACGAGCGGAACAAGCCGGUAACCCAGUUCACUUCACCCCUAUGCCCAAUAUACCUGGUACCAGACGCGUUACACCGGUCCAGGUGAGAUCGCAACGACUUCCUACUCCAGGCGUAUUAGGACGUGGCGCUCCGCUGCGGUUGCAACCUUCUCUCAUGCCGCAUGAGCAAACGAAUACUCUGCUCCCGCACCAGAGACGACCAGCUGGACUCGUUCACAAUACGCUUGAUCAAAGCGGUGAAACUCAUGUCACUGGUGGGAAUUUGAUCCAAACCGCGACGCUUAAACUAGGUCGAGUUAUUUUCCGAGAUGAAGAUGUUGCUAUUAUGCUUGUCGUUGGACUAGAUGAAUUUAGCCCUGGCCAAGUUUCCCUCCAUGAAAGACCGAAUGGUGCCGUUAUCUGGAAUCUAAGUAUCAAUAAUGGCAGAGCGACAAGAGGCGAUAUCCGUCUCUGCUUGCAACCGUUCCAAUAUGGAAGUAGCGUUCAUCUUCGACGACAAGAUAAUGAGGCUUCCGAUGUGCGAUCGAGUCAGAUACGAUUCGGCAGUAUUUCAACUGCGCAGAAGUUCGAAGGAGUAGUAAAGUCUUGUCGGAAGCAACAGGAGAAUUCUCGCAUACCAAUCCUCAUGGAAAAGAGUGAAUCCGAGCCCGUACCCGAGCUGGAAAUUGAGACAGACAGCAAGGACUCGGAGAAGAGAGAUGGACAAGCUCCAGAGAAUCAUGUGUCUAAAACUGACCGCACUAGAGUCGACACCAUGGCUUCUAUACCCCUUAAGCCUACAUCCCCUAAACCUAUCCCGAGCACGGAGAUCACGAAUGAAGAUUUGAUUGAUCUUAGUUCUCCUGAAUCCCUUAAGAGACCGAAGUCUCCUAUGGACCUUAUAGACCUGGGUUGCCAUGAACAGUCAAUAGUUGAUUCUAUAGGCGAUGCCGAGCCAGCUAGUCUCCGAAGAGAGCCUGUAAUCGCAGCGUCUAUCAAAAGCACAUUCCCUACGAUCGCCCGAUCUCAAACCAUUUCGCCAUCAGUUACGACACAGUAUAGUGUUAGCUUCAGCACAGCUACGGUUAUUUCUACCUCACAACUCGAGCAGGACGUUGUGACAAUCGAAGCGAUCACAGCUGGUGUGGGGAUGUCUCAAGAUUCCCUUCGCGUACUUUAUUCCCUAACAACCAGAGACUACAGGCGCAUGAUAAAAAUAAGCCGAAACCUUUUGGAAUAUCUCAUGUGGGCUCAUAGUUCAUCAUCAAUAGCGCCCAUUAAACAAGCGGCAAUGCAGGUCGCGACGAUGCAACUUAAGCGAUAUGAGGAAUUCGGGGACCUGAAUCAAGACGAGCAGAGAAAGGCAAUUGCAGUCUUAUAUGCGAAUAUCCUACAUGGAAACGCUCCGAUUAUUCGCUCGGUCGACGAGAUGAUCAUGUUGCGACAAUACGCGCGCCCCUGCCCCCCUAGAGUUCGCCGUUUUAACGAAUUUUUCUUCAGAGUGACUGAACGCUUGGGAACGGAGCAGCCAUCCACAAGCAACAAUGCUUUCGUCUCAAAGGCUUCACAGCCAAUGGAAAAGCAUCUGGAAGAUGCGCGACCUGUGCAUGAAAAGCAACGGUCUGCACAGGAAGAGAAACUUAUUGAAAUAGAAGAACGACCUGAAGAGGAGACGGUAGAGAAAACCAACAAAUUCUUGGCUCUACUAAGGUAUCAUAACAGAGACGCUGUAAAAUCAGUCCAACUAGAGGCCAAUACCUUGACGUACGCAAUGAGCAACUCAUCGGCGUCUACUAUACGGACUGAUGCAGUCCUCGUGCCACGUACCAACUCAAUGCAGGAGACGGAUGCUUCUACAGACCGUACGCCGACAGUUCAUGGCAUUAAUUCCUCUCGUUGGGCAAAUCAGUCGCGCGAUACAUCUACGAGCAAUGUCGAUACGGAGAGCCGUCGCAACUCCCCAGUACCAAGUCACGGACGAACCGCAACGGGCGACCUAAGUUCCCUUUCGGGCAUCACGGCGCGACUUGCGACGCUCGAAUUGGUUGAUGCACUUAAUUAGUCGUUUCCUCCUAGAGUUCUUAUUUAACAUACCU